Hyla sarda is the source of this 4063-nucleotide messenger RNA. It is a transcript of the gene PRICKLE1, whose product is annotated as prickle planar cell polarity protein 1. The record is from RefSeq and is a predicted model, not a curated record. The transcript has 8 exons. Lineage: Eukaryota; Metazoa; Chordata; Amphibia; Anura; Hylidae. Bases 293 to 2788 code for a protein of 831 amino acids. Gene Ontology annotation, molecular function: zinc ion binding.
GGCGGUCCAUGAGUCUUUCCCGCCCCCAGUAUGUGUAAGCCCCGCCCACCUCUCAUUCUGUAGCUAGGCAGUGUGCACAUGCAGGACGCUCAGUGUGGUAGUAGUUGCAGAGGAGAGCGCUCCCCUGCCGCACUGUGUGUACUUGGCUGUGACUGGACCUGGAGUGCUGUAUUACUUCUCUCAAUGUGCUUGUGUGACAGGACUCUCCGUACACUGCACCAGGAUACUACAGACAUUGAAUGACCAAUUAAUGACUGAAACAUCCUGAAAUAGAGCAUUCCUUUAUCUGCCUAUGGCGAUGGAGCAGAAAGUCUGUAAGCUCGCUUAUGGGUGUCAGCGGAGCUCCACAUCAGAUGACGAUUCUGGUUGCGCUAUGGAGGAGUACACUUGGGUGCCACCAGGACUUCGUCCUGAGCAGGUUCAGUUAUAUUUUAGCUGUUUGCCAGAAGAAAAAGUCCCCUAUGUGAACAGUGUCGGCGAAAAGUAUCGCAUUAAGCAGCUCCUGUAUCAGCUCCCUCCACAUGACAAUGAGGUACGUUAUUGCCAGUCAUUAAGUGAAGAAGAGAAGAAGGAGCUGAUAUUGUUCAGUACCCAGCGUAAAAAGGAGGCCCUAGGGAGAGGCAAUAUUAAAAUCUUGUCAAGGGCUGUGAUGCAUGCCGCCUGUGAGCAGUGCGGUGAGAAGAUUAAUGGAGGUGAAAUAGCAAUUUUUGUUUCGAGGGCCGGUCCUGGGGUAUUCUGGCACCCAUCAUGUUUUGCCUGUUCCACGUGUAAUGAGCUACUGGUCGAUUUGAUAUACUUUUACCAAGAUGGAAAAAUACAUUGUGGCCGGCACCAUGCUGAACUACUUAAACCAAGAUGCUCAGCAUGUGAUGAGAUUAUAUUCGCUGAUGAGUGCACAGAGGCUGAAGGGCGUCACUGGCAUAUGAAACAUUUUUGUUGCUAUGAGUGCGAGACUGUGCUUGGAGGACAAAGAUACAUAAUGAAAGAUGGUCGUCCCUUUUGCUGUGGCUGCUUUGAAUCCCAUUAUGCGGAAUACUGUGAGGCCUGUGGAGAGCAUAUAGGUGUUGACCAUGCCCAGAUGACCUAUGAUGGCCAGCACUGGCAUGCAACAGAAAACUGCUUUUCUUGUGCACAGUGUAAAGUUUCUCUGCUUGGAUGCCCCUUUCUGCCAAAAAAGGGACGAAUCUAUUGCUCAAAGAACUGUAGUUUGGGAGAAGAUGUCCAUGCUUCUGAUUCUUCUGACUCAGCAUUUCAGUCUGCCAGAUCCAGAGAGUCCAGGAGAAGUGUAAGAAUGGGAAAGAGCAGCAGAUCUGCAGAUCAGUGUAGACAAUCACUCUUGCUGUCUCCAGCAUUAAAUUACAAGUUCCCAGGACUGUCUAGCAAUGCUGAUGAUACAUUGUCUCGUAAGAUGGAUGACCUCAGCUUAUCAAGGCAAGGUGCCAGUUUUGAUAAUAAUGACUUUUGGAAAGGAAGGGAUGAGCAGGAGACUCCUGAGGAUCAUGAAGAAUGGGCUGAGCAUGACGACUACAUGACUCAAUUACUUAUAAAAUUUGGCGAGAAAGGACUCUUUCGGCAGCCUGCUGAAGAUAGUCGAUCUAGCGAACAGUGGAUGUCAGAAAAUGUCAAAACCUGUAGUGACUUAAAAAGAAGUGAACGAAAUCAGAGUUUGGCAAGUAAAAAGUAUCAGACUGAUAUGUACUGGGCACAGUCACAAGAUGGUCUUGGAGACUCUGCCUAUGGCAGCCACCCAGGGCCGGCAAGCAGUAGAAAGAUACAAGAGCUAGACUUGGAUCAUGCAACAUCUGGUUACAAACGUGAAAAGAUUCCAUGGUAUAAAGACUCUUUGGAAUGUUUGUCUGAUGAUAUAAAACCACCGCUGGACAACAUCUGUAACUCUAUGGAUUCAUUAGCAUUGUCCAAUAUAACAGGUGCUUCAAUUGAUGGGGAAAGUAAACCACGCCCUUCACACUUCUCUUAUCCAAAUUUUCAAGACUUGGACAUGAGGGAUUGUGAGAAAAUGAGCAACAUGGGAACCCUUAAUUCUUCUAUGCUGAACAGGAGUUCUGAAUCUUUGAAAAGUCUAAGCUUGGAAAUUUGCCAGGAAAAGCCACUUCCAGAGGAAAAACCUGUUCACAUGUCUGCCCUGAGAAGGUCAAAAUCACAGACAAAACCACAAGUCAAAUUUUCAGAUGACGUAAUUGAUAAUGGAGAUUAUGGCAGCAUUGAAAUCAGACAACCGCCAAUGAGUGAGAGAAGUCGGAGAAGAGUUUAUAAUUUUGAGGAACGUAGUGAGAGACCACGACAUCAUCAUCGGCGUAGGAAAAGCAGGAAAUCUCGCUCUGAAAAUGCACUUAAUCUUGCAGCAGACCAAAAAGUAUCUGGACGGGAGAAACCUAGAUGUUACACGUCAGAGGAUUAUGACCGAGUCUUUCAGAACAAAUCCCCUCAAGAGCUGCAGGCUUACAUCCAAAACAGUGAACUUUUUGGACAGUAUGCAAAUGCUGCCUCAGACUAUGGAUUGCAAAGCCAAAUUAUGGAUAAGUUUUUUGGUCUUUAUGGUGAAGAUGAUGACUCUUGGUGUUCAACGUGCUCCUCAUCGUCCUCUGACUCAGAAGAGGAGGGAUAUUUUCUUGGACAACCUAUUCCUCAGCCACGGCCACAAAGAUAUCAGUAUUUUGCAAAUGACUUGCCUAGUCCCACAUCUGCACUAUCCAGUAGUCACUUUGGCCAAAGGACCACUAAAUCCAAAAAGAAAGGCCAAAAAGGCAAAAAUUGUAUUAUUUCCUAAGACUUUUAGGCAUAUUUAGUUUAAUUCCUGUGAAGACAAUGUACUGACAUUCUUAAUCCACAGAGACUGUUUCCUUUUUAUAGCUCUGCUAUUUCUAAAAUGUCUUCUUUUUAAUGCUUUGCCAUUUGUACCAAAACAGGCCGGCUGGUGUUUGCAAUGUGUAAUUGCUAUUGAAGAUUUUGUGUGUAGCAGAUUAUUUACUUAGAUGAUCACAGGUUUACAGUUCAGGUUUGCUUUGUUUUAUUGCUUUGCACACAAUACUAAAGUUAGAAUUUAGACAGUGCACCAUAUGCUUAGCAUCCAUUAGUAUAGAUGCAUCAGACUUGCUAACACUAUGCUCUGGAACCCACUUAUAAAGGAUUGCUUCCAUCUGUAGUUUACAAGGGUCAUUUACUUUUGAAUAUGAUAUAUUUUCAUAUGAAUAAGGCUUGUUUGCUCCUAACAGUUUGCAUUUCGCACUCCUAAAUCGUAGAUGUGUGUAUGUAUAAUUAUGCAAUGAGCUCUUUUGUUCCAGGGGAUUCACACUGAUCCAUACAGGCAGAACCAGAUUUUCUCAUUUGCAAGCAUUGUCUGAAACAUUGUAAACCACGCUAAGUGUAGAAUAUUUAGCUGCAAGUUAUUUAUAAUGAUGUUUUUUUUAAACAAAUUUAGCCCUAAUUUAACUGUGCAUAUAAUAAGUGUAUAUAUUGUAUAUGUCAAAUGUAGUACAUGUUAUUUUUUAUAUUAAUUUUCUGCAAGGUUUUAUUGAAUUGAGGUCCAACAGAAGAGUUUUGGUUUGCGUUUGCUUUCUCUAUAUGUUCUUUCAAUUACAAAAGGUUUAGAAAACAAACCCAUCAGUAUUUAGUAACAAUGUUUCUUUAUAUUACCACCCCCAAUCCUGAGGUAUUUGGAAUUAUACAUGGCACUGCAGUGGUGUACAUUCUUUUACACCUACGUAUCCGAAGUUUUAUUUAUAUCAGACUAGCAGAGAAAAAAAAAUUGUUGAAACAGCAAUAGUUUGUCUCGGAUGUGUGUUUUAGAUACUAUGAAUCACUUGUUUGAUAUUUCUAAAAGACUGACACAUUUUGUGAAUAAAAAAUAGAACAUCCAGUAUUGUUUCCUUUUUUUUUGUUUUUUAUUUAUUAUAUUGGCGCUCAGAAAAUUCAAAUUUCACUACAAAUGAUUCCUAUCCCCAAACCCUGUUCCACACCAGCUUUUAGGAAAUGCACAUUUACCUUAUAUACUCGAGUAUAAGCCGACCCGAAUAUAAGCCGAGGCCCCUAAUUUUACCCCAAA